Messenger RNA from Polypterus senegalus (gray bichir), 7917 nucleotides. RefSeq names its product interferon-induced very large GTPase 1-like. Gene Ontology annotation, molecular function: GTP binding. The record is from RefSeq and is a predicted model, not a curated record. The coding region runs from base 95 to 6943 and encodes 2282 amino acids. The transcript is spliced from 3 exons. NCBI's taxonomy places the organism in Eukaryota, Metazoa, Chordata, Cladistia, Polypteriformes, Polypteridae.
GAAAGAAAUGGAGUGGAAAUCCCCUGCAGGCUGUUGAAGCUGUCAACAAAUACCGUAUAUACUCGCGGUCUAGGUUUAUUAAGAAGAACCAACCAUGUCAUUCCAAACCCAGAACACACAACCGUCAACCUUCUUUUCAAGCCCUGACACCUUCAAUGAGUCUCCAGUAGAAGACGUUUUCGAUUAUGGACUCGCACUCCAUGGAAUUUUCCUCUCAAAAAAUCCAGGAGAGCUGCAAAAGAAGAGAUCAAAAAUUAUAGAUGCUAAUGAAACGUGCAGAUGGUCAUGCCAACGGAGACCACAGGAAAUAGAAAAAACUUUCAAUUUCCGUACCACAGAGCAAGUAUACAAAAGAAUGAUGGACACUAUGAUGACUAACUUGAAUGAAAGUGGUAUAUAUGUGGAUGAAGAGCAAGGCCAAUGUUUAAUGGCAACAGAUAUAACAGAAGAAGAUGCCAGGCCUUUCUUAUGCUUGUGGAAAAGAUAUGAGGUUCCUUUUAUGACGUGCACCUUCAGCAGGAGAGAUCUUUAUCUUUCAGAUGCUCUAAUAUGUGAUUUAAAGAAGUUGGAAUUACUUAAUACAGAAGAUGAGAGGACUGAGCAGUGUAAGGACUUACUGGAAAAGUACGGCUCUCAUAUCAGCACAAGUAACACAUUUGGAGGAAUUUAUUGGAUACGAGUAGAAAGUACAAACUUCACUGAAAAAUUCAAAGAAAUAAGAAAGCAGCUGAUAAAUGAAAUAAUUGAACUCCAACAGGAAACUCAUUCGUUCACAAACAUAUCGGAAAUGAAAGGCCUACUUAAGAGUGAGUGUGAAGGAAGUCACUUAGAAAACACAUCAAUCUCCAUUCAUACAGUUGGAGGUCCAGCUAAUUGUUGCACAUUUGAACAAUGGAGAAGAAGGCUCUUGGAAUCACAAGGUACUUGGAAAGUCAUUGACCGAGGAGCUAUCAAUCGACUAGUACCACUGUGGAAUAUUAUGAUAUUAAACCACAGAACAGAUUUUCAAAAGUGUGUUUUACUGGCAAAUAUGAUCAAAAACUAUUGGGAAAUUGAAAGUGGUUUGCAAGAUUUCAGCCAUGACCUGGAUAGCAUACUCGAGGCUGAAGAUAUCUUACAGAGUUUAUCUGAAAAAGCAGAAAUGUGGAAUCGAUCGGAGUUCCUACCCAUUAGCAAAUGCAUUGAAUACAUCACCGAAUGCACAAAAUUUUACUAUAAGACUCACAUGUACCAGAGUGCUUCAGACAAUAUGUGGGAAAAACGCUUCUUAUGUAACAGGAGCAUUCAAACACUGCUAAGCAAAUUGCCAAAGUUUCUAAAUUCACAAGACACAAAACAUCCAGUGGUCAAAUCUGUGCUUCAACAAGUGUCAUGUUUCCUUUGUGAAAGCUGUGAAGUGGAGGAUCCCCUGUGUGACCAAGAUGUGGUUUCCAUCAUCAAGAUGGAUGAACAGAUAUUAAGUAUUGAAAGUGUAAAAGAACAAUUUUCACAAAUGGAAAUUUAUGCAAAUCUUGAGGACCCCCUAAUUAAAGCAACCCAAGAAAUGAUUUGGUACAGACUGUACUGUAUACUCUUGAAACUCAAAGAAAUUGUAGUAAAUGCAGGAGAGCAAUACCACCAGUGCCUGGUCACUGUCUUAUUUUAUUCCUACAUUAAAAAAAGUGAAGCUUUGCAAAGAAUUAUUGACUGGAAAGAACUUGCAGACAGAGUUAACGAAUUAGAAGAACACAUUAAUGAUUUGAAGAACAUGGACAAGGAAGAAGGCCAGGCUAGAGUGUUUUUAAUGGCACUUAAAGAGGAAGAAGAUUCGUUGAAUUCUAAAAGUGAACACACCAUAACACUUACAGAACUUAUUUUGGAUGAAAUGGGAUCAGAUUUAUGCCCAACACUUCAAAGCAUUCUGAAAGAGUGUGGCCAAACAGGGCUAAACCUGCACCAUAUGAGAGAUAAGCUAAAUUUGUUCAUAAAGAAAUGUAUGAAAGAUAAAGCAAUGCGGCAGAAGAAGGUAGUUGAAGUGAAGCUACUGAUAAGCAAGAGUCCCAACUCCACAGUGCCACCAAAACAAUUAGAGAGGUACCCAUCAAACACAAAUGAAGUAAUUCAGUUGCUUGAUCUUGAAAAAUUCUGCAAGGAGAAACUCACUGUAAAUCAAACUAAGAAAGUCCACUCUGUAAAAUUAAAAUUAUUAUCAAGCAAUCCUCCAGAACUUGCUGAAGUCCCCUGGUACUUCAUUAGAAGGCUGAUGAUGUUGCAUUCAAACACCAUGAAGCUGAAGUGCCUGAAACCACAAAAACAGCCAGAGGAAAUAGAAGAGGGUCCAGCAGCAGAAGAUGAGGGUGAUGGCUGGUUUGGUGACACAAAUGGCAACGAGCACAACGUGAAUCCCCUUGAUGUCGUCGUGGCCGUAUUUUUGUGCUCAGACCACUUUGUUCAACAGGAACUUGUGAUGAAAAUGUCACUCUGCCAGUUCGCAAUUCCAUUGCUGUUGCCAGCCUCGGAUGGAACUUACACCUUCCUCCUCUGGGCUGCGAGUGCCGUUCAGAAGAAAUGGCAAACCGAGUCCACAGACCAUGAAAGUUGUGUUAUUUAUAAAAGACUUGCUGCACAUCCAAUGGCUCAGGCCACAUUCAUCCGACUGGGAGAUCUUCAGUGCUCCAAAUCAGCCUUUGUUAAUGGACUCCUUGGUGACUCUCAAUUCCAACACAAUUUUUUCAUGCACUCGCACCUGGAAUGCGGAGAUGUUCCACGGAAAAUUUCCAACGGCCUCAUUGAGCUUGCAUGGUACUUGCCACACGGAAUGGAAAAUCCUGAUAUUUUCUGUGAACCAUGUUGUAUUUUAAAUCUGCGGGGAGAUGCAAAGUUGUUCCCCAAACAAGUUGGAUUUCUUACUGAGGUUUCCUCAGUAAUUUGUCUUUUUGUAGACAACAUUGGGGAUGAGGAGGAGAGACUGAUUUGCUCUUUUUGGAAAUCAAGAGCAAAGGUGUUCUUACUGGUAAAUCCAACAAGGAAAAAUCUGAAGGCAAAUGACAAAAGACUGAACAUCUUGAAAUCCAUUGUGGAUAUUACAAAAGAGCAGGUUUUGAUUCGCACAAAGAAAAAUGACAAUGAAUUUAUAUCAGUUGUCCGUUCAGCAAUAUCCAAAGUCCUGACUUCAAAACCAAAGACUAUGUCUUUGGAAAGUAUGGCCGAUCAUGCCAGAAGGUGUGGAUUUAAUAUUGAUGAAGACUAUGCACCAUGCCAGGCUGGAAAACGAAAUGCAAAUAGUGUCCUUGAAAACCUAAAGAAGAAAAACUUUCGUCAGUUUAAACAGAAACUGGGCAUCCCCUGUUCAACUGGAAAUGGCAAAUCAGAAGACGCCGCUGACAAACAUUGCCAGGAGAGUAUAUCUGAAUUUAAAAACAAGACAUUUCCAUUCCAAGGUGAAUCUUGGCGUGAGUACUCCAAAACAGACAAAGAGAGCCUGCGGUUAAUGAAUAUCUACUUAACAACGCCUUAUGAAUACGCAAAGGAGUUAAAUCAGAAAAAGAAGAAAAUACGACAGAAGCAAUUACAAAAUGACAUUUCAAGCUCUGUCAAAAGAUUUGUUGAAACGCUACAGUCGAGUACCAGAGAAGAAAGGCUCUUCUUUUUGCACUGGCUGAGGCUGAGUUUGGAUUCUGUUUCUAUGGAGGUGUUACCUGAAAUACAAAGAGAGCUCACAAAAUGUGAUGAUAUAAAGAAAAAGAAGGCACUGCUAGACCAACUUUCGGGGAGUUCAGUUGGGCUGGAGCACUUUCUGCGUGAAAUCGGGCAAAUUUAUGAGGCUUUCCUUGCAUGUGACACCAAGCUGAAAUCAGACUUGUCCAGUUUACCCAGUGUGGCUGCGGAGAUUCUGCUGGAUGGUUUCCCAUUUGAGCUCAUUGAUGGGAAUGUCUCCAAUAUUCCACUGAGGUGGGUGUCAGACAUUUUAGAAGAAGUUCAGAACAAAACUCACCCAGACACUCGCAUAUAUGUGCUGUCAGUACUGGGGGUGCAAAGCUCAGGGAAAUCCACCCUCCUCAACACCCUGUUUGGGCUUCAGUUCGCAGUCGGCGCUGGAAGGUGCACACGGGGGGCCUUCAUGCAGCUCAUUCACUUGGAUGAUGACGUUAAAAAAGACCUGGGAUGUGAUUACAUUUUGGUGAUUGACACAGAAGGGCUGAGAGCCCCAGAGUUACUGAGCUUAACAAACAGCUAUGAGCAGGACAACGAGAUGGCGACACUCAUCACUGGGUUAAGUGACAUCAUAUUAGUGACCCUGACCUCUGAGAACAUUACGGAGAUGCAGGACAUUCUGCAGAUAGUCGUCCAUGCAAUGAUAAGAAUGAGGGAAACUGGCAAGAAACCCAACAUUUAUUUUAUUCAUCAGAAUGUCUCCGACAUCUCUGCAAGUGUCCUCAACAUGUCUGGCAAUAGAAAGCUUCUGGAGCAACUUGACAUUGUCACAAGGGCCGCCGCAAAACAGGAAAAUAAAGAAAAAACCUACUCCAGAUUUAGUGACGUGAUUCAGUACGAUCCAAGUAAAAUAAGUAUAUACAUACCUGGACUAUGGCAUGGCGUCCCACCGAUGGUGGCUGUCAGUAAUGGCUACAGUGAGAAAGUCUAUGAGUUGAAAACUGAACUUCUAGAGUGUAUGAAGAAGAUGAAAAGAGAAUUGUGCAGUUCAAUAAAUAUAAUAAGCUACAUCAAGUUAUUAGAGGAGAUCUCCAACGCUGUGAAGUCUGAAGACUUCAUAUUCAGCUUUCAGAACAGCCUGGCUGCAGAUGCAUUCGCUAAACUCUCCUGCCAAUGCAAUGACUGGAAGUGGGAAAUCCAGAAGAUCUUCAUGGAGUGGAGAGAAGGAGCAGAAAUCAAAAUUAAAAACUGUGAAGAGCUGGACUCCCUGGGGCUGGUUUUACCAGAGGAGGCUGAAAAAAUAGCAAAUGAGAAGGAGGAAGAGUACCUUAAAAAACUGAAGGAAUAUUACAAAAAUGAUUUAGAAAAUAAACAGCACAUAGAAAAAGACAAACAAUACUUUGAGGCAAUCAUCAUGAAAACCUGUCAGCUGUUCAAGAACAGUGCAGUCAUGGGGUGCAGAAACUUAAUCAAAGUCUGCAAAAGCUUCAAUGAGUUAAUGAAAAGUCACAGAGAAAAGAUCAAGGUCAGGGUUGACAAUCUUGUAAAAGAAUACAAAGGGAAAAGCAAACUUUCUGAUGAUGAACUUCGUGAAGAUUUCACGAAAAUGUGGAAGGAAACAUUGGAUUUAUUUGAGAGGCCAGUGAGUGAGGUGGACAUCGUGCAUGACAUGGAGGAGAGUCUCCUGCAGUCGGACACCACUAAAAGUAAAAAGGUCAAAGAAAAACUGAGGCACAGACCACUUCGUGAGUGGGGAAGCAAAGUUUUUACAGGUGAUACGAAACCUUUAAAAGAUGAAAAUGAAUCUAGACAUCACUGGACUGGACUUAAACCAAAAAAAGGAAUAGCUAGAAUGGCGGAAGACCUCAAAGAAUACACCAAGUCAAUAUUUAAAAGAGGGGCUCAAGAAAAUGAAGAUCAAAGGACAACACACAUGGUAAUGAAGGAAGGUGUCAAGUAUAUUAAUAUGUUGGUGAACAAAUAUGAAGAUUACGAUCCAAGCUUUUGCAUGGGAGUAAUCAAAGAAAUAGAAAGACAGAUAAAGACACUGGGGGAUGAGAAAAGGGAGAUUAUUGAUCAUCUGCAAGUGGACAUCAAACUUCAUGUCUGCGGGACAGCAGUCCAAACAUUCCAGGAAAUGCAUAACCGAUUUAUCAGGAAGAAUGAUCCACUGGCUAAACUAGAAGAGAGGAAACAUGCUUACUGGGAGAUGUUCAGUGACCUGUACCAUGAAAGAGAUGGGAGCCAAAGGGCAGCAAAGAGGUUUUGUGACUCGUGUUUAAAAGUGUCACUCAUUAAAAGAAUUGAGAGUCAAUUAUCACAGAGAAUCGUCAGUGACAUGAGAGAGACGUGGGCCCCUGUGAAGCUUAAAAGCAUCCCCAACUUCCAGUUAGCUCUGCUCAUCAAUUUACACGAGUCGGGGAGCUUUGAAGACUACAAGGAGUACAUCACAGAUUAUGAUGGCUAUGCACAGAGAUGGCUCUCCAGAGAGGUUUUGGAAUAUUGCAAAGAUGAGAAGGCCGGAAAAAUUAAAUUACAUUCAUUGGCAGAGGAAAUCACACGCAAUAUGUUAGGAAAAGUGAAGGACGCUUUAGAAGAAGUAAAUAACAGUAAAAGAAAAUCAUCUGAAGAUUAUUUAAAGCAACUUAAAGGAGCAUUUGAAAAGAGGCAGGUUUGGAUUGAAAAUCAAGAUGAGAUUACGAUUGGAAAUGUUGAGAAGUUUGAAAUGGAACUCUCAGAAGCAAUUAAGGGAUUAGAAAUGGAGCUAAAAAAUCAAAUAAGUGUUCCUGAUAUUGAAUGUAUAUUGGACAACCUCAGCAGUCCACCUCAUGAGCAGCUGUUUGAAUUGCUAAAAGGCUGUGGAGAGAAAUGUCCAUGUUGUGGGACUCCUUGUGAGCUCGACGGGGAAAAUCACCAGCACUACUCAAGACACCACAGGGCAUUCGGUGUCAGUAAUGCUUCACCAAAUCAGCUGCCAUUUAAAACAAUAUUUAGUGGUAUUUUUUGGUUUUUGCAGCGGGUUGUUGACAGAAGAGCAAUGAACUGCAUGUCCUGUAAUUUACAUCUGAGAGGACACAAUGCAGAACAAAACAACUGGGGUGAACUCUACAAAGAUUUUACUUCACUUUACUGGCAGUUUGUGCUCAUGAAGUAUAAUCGACAAUUUGCAGAUUUUUACAAGACCAAACCUGUCCGACUCAGACAUAACUUACGUUGGGCUGAUGUAGAGAAUGACCUUGAAAAUAAUUACAGAAUCAAACUUGAAGAUCUGAGAGAGAAAAUGAAGAACAAAAUGGAAAUAAUGAAUUAAGUACAGGAAUCAAUCAUUCAUCAUUGCAGUAAUCCCAGUUAAAAAGCACAGCAGAACAUUAGAAUAAUUUGGACAGUCAGUCCAACAGGUCUUGCUAAUCCUAUUUGCCUAAUUUUUUCAAAAUAACAUUUAAUUAAGUUUUGAAAAUGUUUAAAGUUCUGUUCUUUACCACACUACACAAUCACUUGUUCCAUUUGUCUGUGGUUUCCUGUGUGAAGAAAAACUUUUGCAGCUCUGAACAAAUACUCAAUUCUAACCAAUAACCAAUAAAAAAAAUUUCAAAACAUUGAAAUCAACAAAAUAUGUUUUAAUAUUUAAAUGGAAACAUGUAAAAAUAAAAUGUCCAUGUAGCUAUUGCUUUCUUAAGCGCAACAAGUUAAGAUUGGCACAGACAUUAUGGCACUUGUUUGCCCGGCUUACUGUACAUCAUGAAGAUGAGAGAGCAGCUUUUUGCUUCACAAUGCAGUAACGAGACUGAGCAACGAUCGUCCCAAAAACACACACAUCACGAGUAAGCAGAGGGCAGCACAUCCUAUAGUCAGCGUGCAGUACGGUAUAAUAUUGUGGACUUGCUUUAUUUUUGUUAUACUCACUUUAGAAGAUUAUUAUGAUUUUGGGCAUGUUGUUUAGUCAGUAUGUACUAUCAUUUUUUAUUUAUAACCUCUGCCUUUAUCCUGGCUAUUAAUCUAUAAAGCGUUUUAACAUUUAUGCAGCUCAAAAUAACUGACAUAAUCAUGAUAGAUCUACUGUGAACAAAAGCAGGGACUAGGAUGCCAUGAACACAACCUAAAAAAAGCUUUGGAAACCCAAGUAACAAACAAAAGAAAUUCAUUAAUUCAUCUGUUUGGAGAGAAUAUGUAAUAUAACAGUAGAAUUAAUUAGACAUCUUAUUGCAUCUACAAUGAUUGAAAAGUCUAUGAAUAAAUGAAAAUGUAAGACCAUGAUGACUCAGUGUUAAUGUUCUUUGUCAAGAU